AUGCUAUCAUCCAUUCUAAAACUAUAUCUAGCGUUUUUAUUCUUCUGGAAAGUAAAGCUAGUCGCAGCUUCCAUAAACCCAAUUGAAAUUCAUGAACAACAUUUCUACGACUCUGUCACAGGAGAACCCUUUUUUAUCAAGGGUGUCGACUAUCAGCCAGGUGGAUCCUCUGAUGUAACUAGUAAUCGAGAUCCACUUUCCAAUGCCAAGAUAUGUGCCCGUGAUGUUUUCCUAUUCCAAAAGCUGGGCAUCAACACCAUACGAGUGUACUCGAUAAGUCCAGAUUUAGAUCAUGACGAAUGUAUGACCAUGAUGGCAGCGGCCGGGAUUUACUUGAUUCUGGACGUCAACUCCCCAUUAGAAAACCAGCAUCUCAAUAGGUAUGAACCUUGGACAACCUACAAUGAGGGCUAUCUGGAGCACGUCUUCAAAGUGGUCGAGCAAUUUAGCCAUUACAACAACACCUUGGGAUUUUUUGCCGGUAACGAGAUUAUCAACGAUGGUCAGUCCGCCAGGCGUUGUCCUCCUUACAUAAGGGCAGUUGUCAACGACAUCAAGCAAUACAUUCAAGCCUACUCUCCGCGAACCAUCCCAGUAGGAUACUCGGCAGCUGAUGAUUUGAAGUACCGGAUUCCAUUGUCUCAGUACCUGGAGUGUCAUGAUGAAAAUCAUCCAGAUUCGAGUAUCGACUUCUAUGGCGUUAACUCAUAUCAGUGGUGUGGACCACAAACCAUCCAGUCAUCAGGAUACGAUCAGCUUGUUGACGCGUACAAGCAAUUCUCUAAGCCCGUAUUCUUUUCAGAAUUUGGGUGCAACACUUUUAGGCCACGCUCCUUCGAAGAGGUCGAAGCGUUGUACUCGGAAAGUAUGAUCAAUACAUUCAGUGGAGGCCUCGUUUACGAGUUUACAGAAGAGCCCAACGAAUACGGGCUGGUGAAGAUGAGUGAUGACAAUAGUGCUCAGAUUCUUCAAGACUUUGUCAACUUGCAAGGUCGCUUUGCUAAUAUCGAAAGUAAAGAGUUUCAAAUGAUCCGUAAAAACGCAGUGAGUUUGAUGGCCUCUGCUCCUUUACCAACUUGCGAAGACAAAUAUGAAAAUCUUCAGGUUGACGCAACUGUGGCAGGAGGUAUCGCUAAAAAUCUUCUCAAAACGGGAGUUGACCAAAAAAAGGGUAGGUAUUUGAACCUGGAAGAAUCAGUUUAUUCCUCAGAUUACGAAAUUCACGACGUGAAUGGGAAAUCCUUCGAAAGCCCUCGCAGAAUAUCAAUAGUCCAUAAAAUCGAAGGCUCAGAACCCGAGGUUCGGCACCGAAACCAGUCGCAGGAAACGGAGUCGUCUUCUACAGUGUCCCCAAGGCCGAAUGAUGAUAAAAAAGACACUGUAAAGCAAAAUGAAGCUAUCUCACUCAAGUAUUCCCUGACAUCCGUUAUUUCCUGGUGCCUAGGUUCGAUUUGUUUGAUUGUGAGCCUGAUGCUAUUCUAA
Molecule: messenger RNA, 1482 nt
Organism: Lachancea lanzarotensis
Lineage: Eukaryota; Fungi; Ascomycota; Saccharomycetes; Saccharomycetales; Saccharomycetaceae
Gene: GAS4
Product: LALA0S05e05116g1_1
Exons: 1
Coding region: 1-1482 (493 amino acids)
Biological process (GO): fungal-type cell wall (1->3)-beta-D-glucan biosynthetic process
Cellular component (GO): cytoplasm; fungal-type cell wall
Molecular function (GO): 1,3-beta-glucanosyltransferase activity
Source: RefSeq, a predicted model, not a curated record